Sinocyclocheilus grahami is the source of this 1029-nucleotide messenger RNA. RefSeq lists its product as uncharacterized. NCBI's taxonomy places the organism in Eukaryota, Metazoa, Chordata, Actinopteri, Cypriniformes, Cyprinidae. The transcript is spliced from 5 exons. The record is from RefSeq and is a predicted model, not a curated record. The coding region runs from base 307 to 1029 and encodes 240 amino acids. Gene Ontology annotation, biological process: regulation of neuroinflammatory response. Gene Ontology annotation, molecular function: signaling receptor activity.
AAAAGGAGGAGAAUUCAGACAAGUGAAAGAGAAUGAGUGAAAUUUGAUAGAGAUAAGCAGAUGUGAAAAACAUUUGAAACGAAUCAAAUCAGAAUGCCUUACUUUAUCCUCAAGACUUGGAUAAAGUCAGUCUAAAUCUAAAUUCAUAGUACGGAAAAAGAAUACAUGACAUUUCAGAAUUGCUUCUGAAAUUUCUACUUUGAAGGUACUGUUGCUACAAGUGCAUUGAAGUGCACAUAACCCGUGAGUAGAGAUAAAGGACAUUUAAAGGUGAGAGAAGAGAAGUCUGACUGAAGAUUUGUAGCGAUGGCGAACAGCUGGACAUUGACGGUGGUCGUCCUCCUAAGUAUCUUUAUGGCAAGAAGUCAGACAAGAGGAGAUCAAGACACUGGAUCACAUCAGAAUCCAGCUUCUGCGGUUAAAAAACUGACAGUUUUCCAAGAGCAGACCUUUAUUUCGGGCAGCGAUGUGACUUUACGAUGUGACAACCUCACUGUUGUCAAAUGGAAUGAAUUAAUUUAUAUAAUCUGGAACAUCAGCCAGCAAAACAGAACGUGUUGGCUUGGUUUGUCCCCCAAGCUGGACGGCCCAUGCAAUGAUGGAAAGAAGCUGUACAACACCUCAGAUGGCGUUUCCCUAUUCAUUCCCAAGAUUUCAAUAGAAGAUGAAGGAUUUUACUUUUGUGAUGUAUCAUAUAAAGGAGGAAGCUCUGCACUACAUGUGACUGUAAGCGUUAUCAACGUUUCCACCAAGCAGUACAGAGAAAACAAUCAAAGGAUUGCUGUCUGUAAUUCCAAAUACAAAAUGAAAGCACCCACUCUUCAUUGGGAACCUGCCUUGAACUUUCCCUCCAACGUCAGUUCUGUCAAGAAGCUUGGCAAGUUUUUUAUGCUGGAGAAUCAAGUAUAUCUGCCGGAAAAUCUCAACAUCAGUGAGCUCACCUGUGUGGCCACAUACACCUCUGAGUCCGGCUCUGUGCAGCACAGGAGCACACUUUAUCUUCCAGUCAGGUUGGAUGAGGACCACUGA